AAGGGGCAAGGUGGAGUUAUAGAGGAAAAGUGUUCCAGAGUUUUGGGGAAUAGUGCAGAGUAGGUUGAAAUUGCUGCCACCAAUGGUGGAAUGGAGGGCCCGAGGACAUGCAGGAGGCCAGAGCCAGUAGAGAAACAGCGGGUUGUGAGUUGGGGAUUAAGCAGGUCUGAGAGUUAGGGAGGUGCUCGGGCAUGAAGGGAUUUGGAAACGAGUGUGAGGAUCUUGGAAUCGACCUGUUCGGUGAUAGGGAGCCAGUGGAGCCCGGCUGGAACUGGUGUGAUCGAGUUACGGGGUUUAGUGUGGAUUUCAUUACCUGCUUGGACAAGGGGAGCCACUUCUCAGAGCCUGAGGUCAGCAAGUACUGCCCUGCUGGAUGCCUGACACCAUUUGGUGAAAUUUCUGGAACCAUCCCUCAUGGCUAUCGAGAUUCCUCCCUCCUCUGCAAGGCCGCCGUUCACGCUGGCGUCGUCUCGAACUAUCUGGGCGGCCGAAUCAACGUGGUCAUCAGCAAAGGCAUUCCGUUAUACGUAAGCACCCUGGCAAACAAUGUCUCCUCAAAACUUGGACCCUUGUCAGCUAGUCUGUUUACAUUCAAGACCAGCGGUUGCUAUGGGACUCUGGGCAUGGAGUCUGGCAUCAUUGGGGACGGGCAGAUCACCGCCUCCUCCGCUCUGCAGUGGCACGAUUCGUCAGGCCAGUUCCACGUCUGGGGCCCAGAAAAGGCUCGUCUGAAACAGCAAGGCUCGCCUUGGGCUGCGUGUCUCACUGACGAACACCAGUGGCUGCAAAUCGACCUGAAGAAAGAGAAGCGAAUAACUGGUAUAAUAACUACAGGUUCCACGCUGGGUGAAUACUCCUUUUACAUCUCGGCAUAUCGGAUCCUCUACAGGGAUGAUAAGCAGAAAUGGAAGAUGUACAGAGAAGCCAACGGUGAUCAGGGCAAGAUAUUCCAAGGAAACGCUAAUAAUUACCAGGAGGUACGGAACAAUUUCAUCCCACCUAUUCUGGCCCGGUACAUCCGCAUCAUUCCAGUGCAGUGGCAUCAGAAGGCAGCACUGAAGGUGGAGCUCCUGGGCUGUCAGCCUGCCCAACUCUCCUUGGUUCGGGCUCCGUCACAGUCUGUGCCUCCUCCACUCAGCACGGAAAUCCCUCUGACGCUGAUUGAAACCACGUUCACGCCGGAUGUCAAGAACACCUCAGUGAAGUCAAAUGUAACUAAAGAUGUGGCGUUGGCAGCUGUCCUGGUGCCUGUGUUAGUCACGGUGCUCACCACACUUAUCCUGGUCCUCGUGUGUGCCUGGCACUGGAGAAACAGAAAGAAGACUGUGGCUGGGACUUACAAUCUGCCCUACUGGGACCGAGCAGGCUGGUGGAAGGGAAUGAAGCAGUUUUUACCGGCCAAAACGGCGGAGCCCGAGGAAAGCGACGUGCGCUACACCAGCAGCGAGAUGAGCCGCCUGCGAGCCAGAGACGUCGGCAAGCUGAUCCAGACAGAACCCGCAGAGUACGCUCAGCCUUUAGUAGCCAGAGUGGUGGGCACGCUGAGACAGAGAUCCACUUUCAAGCCGGAGGAAGACCCCGAAGCCGGCUACACCGACCCGGAUGGGGACUGCCGCUACGAUGCCCCCGGCACAGAAAUCUACCACGCGUACGCCGAGCCCUUGCCGGUCUCCAGCCCCGAGUACGCCACUCCCAUUGUCAUGGAAAUCGCGGGUUACCCUUCGGGAGGCUUGGGGCCCGUUGUGGCCUCCAGUUUUAAGUCCGCAGGGGUCUCUGUGGUGAGCCCGAGCCCAGCGUCGCCCACCAUCGAGCCAGCCCCUCCUGGCCAGGCACAGUAUGACACACCCAAAGGAACAGUAGCUUCGGUGACUGAGGAGCAACUAACGUACCAGGUACCACAAAGCCUCCCCCAGGCCACGACGGUGGCAGACACUGGCUGAAUGGAGACGAGUUUCCCCACCCACCCCACCAUCCCAAUUCACUCUAGUGUGGUGGGGAGUGGGA
Molecule: messenger RNA, 2004 nt
Organism: Callorhinchus milii (elephant shark)
Lineage: Eukaryota; Metazoa; Chordata; Chondrichthyes; Chimaeriformes; Callorhinchidae
Gene: dcbld2
Product: discoidin, CUB and LCCL domain containing 2
Exons: 13
Coding region: 192-1940 (582 amino acids)
Source: RefSeq, a predicted model, not a curated record